Molecule: messenger RNA, 1848 nt
Organism: Verruconis gallopava
Lineage: Eukaryota; Fungi; Ascomycota; Dothideomycetes; Venturiales; Sympoventuriaceae
Exons: 2
Coding region: 487-1623 (378 amino acids)
Cellular component (GO): SBF transcription complex; cytoplasm
Molecular function (GO): transcription coregulator activity
Source: RefSeq, a predicted model, not a curated record
CGCGCCCUUCUUCCGCUGUCUUCGCUCUGCUCUCUCCUCGACUUCCGUCCCCGUGCCCGACGCCGGACGGUCAUCGAAGCCUCAGUGCUUGCUGCAGGUCACGUUGUCGGCUUUGUCCAGCCUCUGCCGUCCGCGGACGCUCAACCCGCGCGAAGCGUAAAUCGCCGUGGCUGGACGGACUCUACGUGCUGGCAGUCGCAGUCCCGUCCGCAUCCUGCAGCGGGCCUCUCAGAGUGCACGACGUAUUACUCGGCUGCUGUCGCCGUUGUGCUCGCCUGCGUGCUUUCUCCUUUGUCUCGGCACGACGCUCACGCCCACGUCGCAGAAGAGGCGUGAACGGCUUGUCUCGCGAUUCGGCCGCCCGUAGCCGUGCGUCAUACGGCAGGGUGCAUUCUGCAACCCCAUUUCGCACGUAGAACGCACUCGAAACCUCGCGACGAGAAAGUCUGGGCGAGUCGAGGAUCACGUUCACAUCUCACCAGGCGGAUGGCAACGAUACUGCAAAUGUCCCAGGAGACGGCUGCCGGGUAUCACAUCGCGAGCCCGUCGUCGCGUGGCCGAUACCCCACCGCGUCCUUGAGUGAGGUCGCGUCGGCUGCAUUGGCGAACGUGGGCACCUCAUCGUCCAGCGAUAGCUCACAGUCUUCGCACCAUGGCCAAUCGAUAGCAGGGCACGAUUUAUCGCUGGACUCACGCAAUGGUUCACAACGUUCGAGGGAAACGGGCGACAUUUCGCCAAAAUCCGCGCGUUCUGCCCAGAAGCAGCAGGACGUCUCUGGCAUACGGUUACAACGACCUGUCACACCGGAAAAACAAAUCACGAGCAUACGGACUAGUCCGACUAGCCCUACUUCGAAUGAUUCUCCUCGACAAAGACAGGGUGCGAAAAGAACUGCCAGUGGAGCUGUCAAGACAGUGAGCAAUGGCUACACAACAGCACACAUUGGACGCUCCACCUAUGCACCGGGUCACGCUCGAGCGAAAAGCUCUUCAAGGGCCGCGGAGAUUUCUUCAGCUCUGAAAACGCGUCUAAAGUACGCUAUGGUAAAGGUGAAUCAUGGUUGGGAGAAUCACUCGCUGGACCAGCUCGAGAAUAUAUCCCGCGGUGCCACGCCAUCUGUAUCUAGCCCUUCCACGACAUCGCCCCGGCGAAGACGCUUCAGCCUGCAUUCCGAAUACAACGACCACUAUGUCACCUCUCCAGACGUUCACAAGAGCCCAGCUCAGUACUCGCCUGGCUUUGUACAUCAUGUAUAUCCUAGAUACUCCCCGCCUAUGGUUGGGAACUCCAGCUCAACCCUUACUGUAUCUGGCACCCCUGCGCUUGCACCGGCUGCUCCCAUCGCACCAGGUCGCUCACACAGGAGGUCGCAGUCCACGAGGGCUCCACCGACGCUGAGCACGAGGGGCGUCGACGCUUACAGUCAGCCUACUACCCCGCAAAGACAAGGGAUUCUCCGCAUGCCUUCCCAACAGGCCGAAAAGGACGCCUUGGACAGCCUCCUGUUUAUGGCCAGUCCUAACAACUCUUCGUGUCUAAAAUACACGGACAGCCCUGCUGGCCCGAGUCCCUUGCGAUCAGAAUUUUCUCAGUCGGUCAAAAGAGUAGUUUUUGAAAGCUGAUACAUCGUCUGCAUGUUCAUCCGCUUGCAUUGUGGAUUUAAGCGAUACCCUGCUUAUCGACAUGGCUGGCGUUUUGUCCAUUCUUGUAGUUUCAACAUGGUUUGUGUGAAAGACGUCCCAUAUCUUCCCGCCGUAGACACGAGUAGUCUGUCUAUUGAACCAUUGUGCAUCGCAGCUGUAACGAUCUGACGACCAAAUGAAUGAAAUCAAUUCUUACACAUACCC